AUGAUAUACCGGACCAACACAACAUUGACGCUGAUCGAACUCUGCAAAUCGACCAUAUCCAACGAGAUCUCUCUCCUUGCUGUCUGGUGUCUAUUGAGGAUAUGUCGUAGCCCGGAGGUUGCCCAAGGACUGAUCAAAACUAAUAUUGUAUCUGUCCUUCUCAGGCAAAAUGCUAUUGGAGACAUGCACUUGGUCAGCAUGUCGGUCUAUUGUCUCGGUACUGUGGUUCAGAAUGACGCGACAGCUGAUUUUCUCGCCGCCAUGGAUAUCAUCCCCUUCAUCGUGUCCCAUCUACGGCAAAGCACUGAGAGUCCAAGGCAGAAUCCAGACCAUAUCUGCGCCGGUCUUUACGCCGCUGCACGAAUGUCUCGUUCAAUUAAAUUAGCGAAAUAUUUGGCCAAAGCCGGUUGUGUGGAGCUCAUAGUCCAUCAUCUUAACACCUCGACCGACCCCAACGUUCUACAUUGGAGUGCAAGAGCCGUCGGAUGUCUCAUGCGACCAAACAGUAGUGAUAUGGCAAGGAUACUUCUCGAAGCCGAUGUCGCCAAAGGGCUUGCUCGUCUGCCUACGGUGCUUACCUCGGAAAAUUUACAAGCCCUUGGUUCUCUCGGUUUCACAGUUCAAAGGUUCAGCUGUGCCGAAUGGAGCGGAAAGAUUCGGCAGACUUUAGUGGAGGCUGGGGUGGUUGACUCGCUGCUCGCUGCGUUGCGUACAGCUGCCGAUGAACCAUGCCACGAUGUUCAUAUCGAAUUGGCUCUCGCCAUCAGUCUUCUUGGGGAUGUCGGUGGCUCUGCUAUUCGAAAAGAAAUCGUGAAUGCCGGUGGAAUCACCAUUCUAAGGAGCGUUGCAAAUGGCAAUCCCGAAGUUGCGAAAGCAUGUAAUAUGGCCAUAACGAGUGUCACCGGCAACAUAUGGUCUCGGAAUGCAGCCUCUGCAAAGACGGCUAUGGCACACAAUUGGAAUGGAGGCUGCCCGGAGUAUCAACCACCAUGUCCUUUGGUACUUCGACUUCUAUGA
Lentinula edodes (shiitake mushroom) is the source of this 1017-nucleotide messenger RNA. Its product is annotated as armadillo-type protein. The coding region runs from base 1 to 1017 and encodes 338 amino acids. NCBI's taxonomy places the organism in Eukaryota, Fungi, Basidiomycota, Agaricomycetes, Agaricales, Omphalotaceae. Gene Ontology annotation, molecular function: protein binding. The record is from RefSeq and is a predicted model, not a curated record. The transcript is spliced from 3 exons.